Amphibalanus amphitrite is the source of this 2542-nucleotide messenger RNA. RefSeq lists its product as uncharacterized. The transcript has 2 exons. NCBI's taxonomy places the organism in Eukaryota, Metazoa, Arthropoda, Thecostraca, Balanomorpha, Balanidae. Bases 230 to 1759 code for a protein of 509 amino acids. The record is from RefSeq and is a predicted model, not a curated record.
UGAGCGCCGCCAGCCAGUUUGCCAUUGUUUUAGCCAAGUUUUAGCCUUGGUUUAGCCAUGCUGAUCGCAGAUUGUUUGUAAAUGAAUUUAUGGUGACCAUGGGGCUGCUGACUCUUGCUGAAUUUCUCUGAAUCCUUGUUAACCAUCCUGUAAUGCCCCUCACCAACCUCUCUUUCUGAGCAUCUUCCUUUGUCCAGUUUGUUCCUUUGUCACCACAACCACCGGCACAAUGCCUUACCAGCUACCCUCUCUCGAGCAUGAGUGCAUCACGUCGCUGCUGGUCCACUCCAACUACGUCAAGGCCGCCCUGCAGCAGGUGGUCUCUGUAGAGCUGCGCGCGCAGAUCACGCGCCGCGUUAUCAUGAGCGGCAAGGUGACAGCCGUGCGGGUCGCGCUCAACACCUGGCCCAAGAAGACGCUGGCGCUGGGCGACCUGUGCUGCCGCGAGCGCCUCCUCUCGGACCACGCCCUGUCGAUGGAGGUGGAGAACGUGCUGCCGCAGCUGCUGUCUGUCAGCAUGGGCCGGCCGUCGUUUUCGCCGCGCCCCGGCCAACUGGGCGGCUCUCCGCUUUCCGUGGGCUUCAUCAGCGCCCGCUUCCUGGAGAUGACGCUGAGCGAUCGGCCGGGCCAACUCCGCCACCUCGACAUGACCUACUACGGCAUGGUGACGCUACCCGAGCUGGAGCCCAUCCUGGACGCGCUCUUCGAGAUCAACCGCACCGACGCCGAGGAGGGAUGCCACAUCAAAGAGCCGUUCUCGCUGUCGGUGGGCCUGGCCGUGUCUGCCGACCACGAGACCCGUGAGCUGGAGGCGGCCACCGUGAAGCUGGACUGGUUCCUGAAGAAGCAGUCGCAGCGGCGGGUGCGCUGUCAGCUGCGCAUCACCGGCCUGUUCUCCGGCGAGGAGGAGCUGCAGAAGCGCGCCCGCAGCCUGCUGAGACUCCUGGUGCGCCGCAGCUGCCCGAUCGAGGUGCUCAUCACCAACGGCUCCUCCGACUGGGGUCGCGGCGAGCAGGCCUCGCUGGUCGAGCGGCUCAACAACUUGCGACUGGUCGGCUCGGGCGCCUGCGACGCACGGAUUCCCAUGCAGCCGCGGCCGCGGCCGCAGCCGCCGGCACCCCUCCCCGUGGUGGCAGUUGUGCCGGAUGAACCGGAGGAGAUGCGGCGCCAGGAGCGCGUGUACGGCUUGGUGCUCUCCGGCUGCAGGAGGGGCGUGCCGCGCCGGAUCAAGGAGGCGUGCGAGCCGUCGGGCCCGCUGCGCUCGCUCUCUGUGUCGCGCAGCCUGCUCAGUCUGUUCGCGGCCAGCGAGCUGCACCAGCUGCAGCGGCUGACGAUCGUGCACGGCCACGGCUCGGCGCUGGAGCGGCCGCACGAGAUGGACGCGUUCCUCGACUACCUGCCGCAGCUGAAGGAGCUGCAGGUGCUCUCCAUCUACGAAGCCGUCUCCAAGUGUCAGCUGCGGAAGCUGGCCGCCGCGCUGCCGGAGCUGCCCGAGCUGCGCUUCUGCCGAGUGCUGGCCGUGUCGAUCAACCCGAUCGGUGCCCUGGCGGCGCUCGGUAUAGGCGCCCGACAGGCGCCCAUGCUGAAGAUGGUGCACGUGAAGCUGGACCGCAAGCCGACGUCCGACGAAACGCUGUCACUGAAGACCCUGACUGAGGUUCUGUCGCACCGGCUGGGCGAGCCGCGCCGCGAUAACGUCGGGUUCUACCUUACGGAGGGCUCCUACAACCCCAACGAUGUCGAGUUCAUUCCGCUGUGAGACUUCCGGGAGGUCGGAGGCUUCUCUGGGCUACCGGGAAGGCAGUAGGGGGCAGCCAGGCCUGCGUUGGCAGUGGUCACCCCGCUACCCCUACGCUGAUGAAGCGAACAGCAAGCCCAGACGGAGCUGAACCAGUACUGUGGUUCAACGAAACAGAAGUACGUUCCUCCUUGUAUUUAUCUCCUUUGGUUUUAUACUUUGCACCUUUGUAGAGUUGUACAUGUUUGACAGCGAGAGUUUUACGUUUUAUUCGUUUUUUUUUUUUUUACUUGGCAUCACUUCUUUUUAUAUAUUUGAUCGAUAUCAUUUCGUUAUCGUUUGUCCUCAUUACAAAUUCCGUGUUAUUUUUUAAAUAAUGAUUUAACACUUUUCGCGUCACGUUUUUCUCUUCCUGACACUGGCGGAUCCAAGGGACGUUUGGGGCAAAUUUACCCCUCGCAGCGCCCGAAAUCGAUGAAAAUUUGUCGUUUUUUUUCUAGAAAAGAAAAGAAAACUAAACAACAUAGGAAAAGGUUUACAUCACACUGCACAGCAACCCAUGAGCCAUGAGAAAUCAAAUUCCGAAGGGUCUUUGGAAUCAGGAGUUUUCAGGGGUAUGCCCCCCCCCCCCCCCCCCCCCAGCGUGCGAGACCGCCUUUAUGGAUCCGUCAUUGCUACCAGACAUACCUAAAGACAACCUCAGUCUGCCAAUUUGUAUCCUAUAUAUACGAUGAGUCGUUGCUUUUGAUUACCAAUCUUUUUUUUAACCAAUCUAGCAUUCCAAAAGUGUAAUAUUUGGAAAGA